AUGGAUAUCGUUAAAGAACUGCUAACGCAUCGUAGAGCGACUGCAGACGACUGCGAUGCAAUGGUUACACUAAUAAAUGAUGCUUAUUCUGGUCAAAUGUCACAUCAAGGCUGGACGAAUGAGUAUGCAUUGAAUCCUGCGCCACGCACGAACUCCGAUUUGUUAUUGAACUUGAUAAACAAUGUGAAUAACAUCUUUCUGGUGUUUUUCGGUGCAGAUGAUCAAAUUCUCAAAGGAUGCGUUUUACUAUCGCAUAAGUCGGAAUGUAAAACUGCUCGAAUAGGUAUGCUUUCUGUACGUCCAGAUCUACAGGCGAGAGGCUUUGGAAGUUCAAUAUUAUCCACUGCUGAAAAGUAUGCGAUAAACAAUUGGAAUGUUGAAUACAUAGAACUAACGGCGAUUGUUCAAAGACCUGAAUUGAUAUCGUACUAUUCUCGUAGAGGUUUUAUCGACACGGGUGCGCGUCAACGCUUCGUUCCGACACUACCGUAUUCAGGAGAAGAGAAUGCUGCUAUCUAUUCAUUUAUUGCUGAAGCCGACAAGCGUGAGAUCCGUGCGCCAUUAAAAGAAAAAAUCCAAGCACAGCAAGAAUACUCUCAAGUUUUACAACAAGGUAAUGGAGCUUAUCUCAUGGAACAAAAUGAGAAAUCAACAUACAUAUUCAUUAGCAAUGUCGGUGCUCUUCUUCCUGAAGAAGAAUGUCAAAUCGACAAGAUGAAUGAGCAGAUAACAGGUGUUUUGUCAGCAUCACAUCCUAUCCAGAUUCAGUGGUAUAGGAAGUGCUACGAAAUCACAUGUGCUCAAAAUAAUAUUUAUCUAGAUCGCGAUACCAUUGUCGAUAUGAACUUUCUACCUAUCAAUUGUCAAUUUAAUAUUACUCGUUUUGGAUCAAAUUAUCAGACUCGAUUGAAUACGGCCACUGCCGUUUAUAACGAAGCAAAUGUUCGAUCUGCUGAAGAAUUGAUUUCGAACAUGAAUGUUAAUUUUGGAAAAUUGAGUGUUGAUGUUCAUGUUUCUGAACGAUUCGAUCAUUUAGUGACCAUUGAAAUUUGGAAUCACGACGAAGCCAUUCAGUUUGGAUCUGCAAAGAUCGACCAUAGUCCCGAGAUAACUAAUGCCGACGAUCAACUGAUUACUCAUUCAGCAGUCAAAGCACUAUAA
Molecule: messenger RNA, 1161 nt
Organism: Adineta ricciae
Lineage: Eukaryota; Metazoa; Rotifera; Eurotatoria; Adinetida; Adinetidae
Source: the annotation of a GenBank genome assembly